AAGUAAGUGUUCGGUCUUGAAUAGAACAUCUUUGGUCAGCACCCACCCUGACGUUCCAGUUGGCCGUUGGACAGGCGGCUGCUCGUGCGGGAUCAGAGUAGUCGUAGUUUUUUACUUAGCUAGCUAGCCAGGUCAUGUUUUUUUUUUUUCUCCUGAGGACGGAGCCUGUGUCGGAACGUAUCAGGGUUUCUUUUUGUAAGCAGAACCUUCCCUUCCUUUUUCCCUUUUCCUGUUUUUUUUUUUCUUUUUGUUUUGUAUUUUUCCUUCAUUUUGUGUGAAGAGAACGGCUUCACCAUCACAGACCUGGGGAAAAUUAUUUUGAUGCUUUGGAGUCAGCCUGCACCCACUGUAAGACACAAACUUUGUGGGUCGGGUCACUGCUGGAAGUAUGAGCACAGCCAAGCCCACUGGGAUCAAAGCCCCUAGCAAGAUUGCUAGGCCACCUGGAACUGGAGCCCCAAAGAACAACCCACCCCCAGCUAAAGCGGCUGUGGCUGACAAAGCAGCUGCCAGUACCAGCGGAGGAGAUGGCAGCAAUGCUGAAGACGGGUUCCAGAUUGGGGAGCAAGUAUGGGUGAAUGGAAACAAGCCUGGCUACAUACAGUUUUUGGGAGAGACGCAGUUUGCUCCCGGGCAGUGGGCAGGGAUCGUCCUCGAUGAGCCGAUCGGCAAGAAUGAUGGGUCUGUGGCAGGGGUGCGCUACUUCCAGUGUGAGGCCCUUCGAGGGAUAUUUACCCGCCCCUCCAAGUUGUCGCGCACAGAAGGGGAGGCUAACGGGACCCAGACUGCACCACCAUCCCGCGCAGCAUCACCGACACCCUCAGUUGGAAGUGUGGCCUCCCAAACCCCUGGUACUAAAUCAGCCUUGCCCCUGAGUGCUACAGCCAAGAAAGCCUCUUCCCCCACUCCGGCUACAGCAGCGUCUUCUAACUUGGCACACACAAACAGCGAAUCUGUCUCCAACCUCUCUGAGAGUUGCUCUGUCAAGAAGGGGGAAAGAGAGCUGAAGAUGGGUGACCGUGUGCUGGUUGGUGGCACAAAGGCAGGGGUGGUGCGUUUCCUUGGAGAAACAGAUUUUGCCAAAGGCGAGUGGUGUGGCGUGGAACUGGAUGAACCGCUUGGAAAGAAUGAUGGGGCAGUGGCUGGCACCAGAUAUUUUCAGUGCCAACCUAAAUAUGGCUUAUUUGCUCCAGUUCAUAAAGUCACACGCAUUGGCUUCCCCUCCACAACCCCAGCCAAAGCAAAAACAACAGCUCGAAAAGUAGUGGCCACACCGUCGGGGCUGAAGAGAAGCCCCAGUGCCUCUUCAAUCAGUACCAUGAGCUCAGUGGCAUCGUCUGUUAGCACUAAGCCAAGCCGAACAGGCCUGUUAACUGAAACAUCAUCAAGAUAUAAUCGAAAGAUUUCAGGCACCACAGCUCUGCAGGAGGCCCUGAAGGAGAAGCAGCAGCACAUUGAGCAGCUGAUGGGUGAGAGGGACAUGGAAAGAGCCGAGGUGGCCAAGGCCACUGUCCACGUUAGAGAGAUGGAGCAAGAAAUCGGCCUUCUCAGGGAAGAUCAGGAGCAGAUGGAGUCAAAAAUGGAUCAGCUGCGCUCCUUGGUGGAAGCAGCAGAUAAGGAGAAAGUAGAUCUACUGAAUCAACUGGAGGAAGAGCGCAGGAAAGUGGAGGAUCUUCAGUUUCGUGUAGAGGAAGCUUGCAUUACCAAAGGAGACCUAGAGACGCAGACCAGACUGGAGCAUGUCCACAUUAAGGAGCUUGAACAGAGCCUGCUCUUUGAAAAGACCAAAGCUGAGAAACUCCAAAGAGAGUUAGAAGACACUAGGGUUGCUACAGUGUCAGAGAGAUCCCGUAUUAUGGAACUCGAGCGAGACAUUUCACUGCGCACCAGAGAGGUCGCUGACCUGCAGCUGCGUCUUGGGAUGCAGCAGAACUCCGAGGACUCAAACUCCACCCUGUCCCCACUCCUGGAAGAGAUAAACUCUCUUAGAGAUCAGCUUUUAGCUCAAGAAGCCAAACGGCAAGAAGCGGUAGAGAAAUUCAAAGAAAAGUUGGAAGCUCAAGAUAAAAUCCACAGUGAGGCUGUGGCCCAGCUUCAGGCUACAUCUGUAAUGCUAUCCAGUGACAGAGAACAGCUACAGAUGCGUUUAAGCCAAGCAGAGAAGGACAAUGCCGGCACUGUUGAACUUUGGCGUUCAAAGCUGGAGUCCGCCAUUGCUUCUCACCAGCAAGACAUGGAACAGCUGAAAGUGUCCUUCGGCAAAGGUGCAGGUGCUCAGACAGAAGCGCUUGUAGAAACCAAAGGUGCUCUGGAAAAGCUUAAGUUGGAACACGGAUUAGCUUUAGAAGAGGCUGCAGCCAAACACCAAGCCAGGGCUUCAGCUUGGACCGAGGAGAUGCAGGCGCUGAAGACUAAGUUGUCAAUUAUGACUGAGGAGAAGGAGCGACUGGAGGAGUCAAUGCGGUCUAGUGUUGAGAAAGCAGAGGAGCAGCACCUUGUGGAGAUGGAGGAUAUCCUUGGAAAGCUUCAUGCUACUGAAAUCAGAGUGAAGGAGCUUGAAGAAAAAGAAACCGGGCUGGCACAAACGUUUCAGGACAAGGACGCAGAAACCAAAGAGCUACAGGGAGAAAUGGCGACUCUACACAGCCAAUUAGCACAAAGUAACCAGGAGUGUGUGGUUCUGAAGAGUCAGUUAGAAGAGCUCCAAAACCAAGGAGAUAGCAGUGGUGCAAAGGUUUGUGAACUGAGCUCACAGCUGGAGGGUAAACAGCAGGAAGUGGUCUCCUUACAGGAGGGUCUGACUGCACUAAACCAGCAGAAGGAAAGCAUGGACCAAGAGAUUCAAAGCCUGAAACAGAGGCUGCAGGAAACCACAGAGAAACUGGAGAAAUCAGCUCUAACUGUGCAAGAAACAUUAGGGAAGCUUAGUAAGAAGGAGGAACAAUGCACAUCCUUAACUAACAAAUCAGAGUCCCUAAAAAGUCAACUUGCUGGAAUGGACAGGAAACUGAAGGCUGCAGAUGAAAAGCUUGAGCAGUUUUCGAAGGACAAAAGCAAACUAGAAGAGGAUAUUUCAGACAUGAUGAAGGCAUCUGGAGACAGUUCAGUCCAGCUUACGAAAAUGAAUGAAGACCUCAUGCAGAAGGAAAGGAGACUUGAGGAGUUCCAGAAUCAGCUGGCAGAGGAGAAAGAGAAGGUGGCACACUUGGAUGAAAAGUUCCAGAAAGAACAGUCCAACAAAGAACAACAGCUCAAGGAGGUUAAAGACGCACAUCAGUCUGAAACAAGUAGUCUUCAGGAGAAGAUAAAUACCUUGGAAAAUUCUCUUAAACAAAGAGAGAGUCAAGUUGAGGAUUUGAAGGCCUCACAAGAGCAAACCCUCUCUGAGGCCUUAGAGCUUCAUGUGAAGGAACUUAAGGUUCUGCAAACACAGAUCGAUAAGUUGAAGCUGGAGCUUUCCUCCUCUAAGGACAAAACGCAGGAGCUGGAGAAAACUGUGUCUGAGCUGCAGCUGUACAAAGAACAGGCUCAGCGACUUUCUGCUGAGCUUGAUUCCUACAAGCACGAUGUUGACAAUAUGUCAAAAAAACUGGAUAAGCAGAAUCUCGAUCUGGAAAACAUGUGUAAGCAAAGUGAAGCUGAGAGAGACAAUUUGGAGAGCCAGCUUUCUGAGAUGCAACAUAAACUUUCUGCCCUGGAGAGUAGUUGCAAGGAGCUUUCAGCAAAGAAUGAAGAGCUGCUGAUGACUAAUGAUGAACUGUCAAAACAUCAAGAGGAACUACAGACCAAUACUAAACAAUUAGAUAAAGAGAGGACUUCACUGAAGACAGAAGUGGAGACUCUCAAACACCUCCUGCAGGAAGCAGACACUGAAAACAAAGAGCUACAACGUGGUAAAGGUGAAUGUUUGGCCAAAGUUGAGGAGCUUCAAAGAGAAAAUACUGAGAUGAAUGGCUCUGUCUUGAAGCAUCAGAAGGACAUCCAGCAAAUUGAGUCCAUAAAGAAGCAGCUGCUUGAGGAUUAUGAAAAUGUCUGCAAAGAGAAGAGCCGCCUGGAAGAGGACCUCAAGGAAACAAAGUCAAAAUUCACAUGUGAGAGAGAUGAUCUGAUAUCGGAGAGAGAUUCUGCAAAAAAUGCCCGAAAGUCUCUUGAUGCUAAAAAUGCUGAGCUGCAAGAAAAAUUAACGUCAUUGAACAUAGAAAAAGAAGAUCUCACAAUGAAGAAUACGCAGCUCCAGGCUCAGGUGGAAACGCUGACCAAUGAGAAAGUAGAGCUGUCGUCUGAGGUCGCUGCUGCUGCAUUGGAGAAGAAGAACCAAGAGACUGAGAAGGAGGAGCUCAAAAAUAAACUUGGCCAAACCAAGAAAAACUUGGAGAGUCAAACUCGUGAAUUUGAAGAGCUUAAAGUCUCUAAAGCCAGCUUGGCCCAGAUGCUUGAAGAAUUCAAGACAAACAGUCAAGUGACGGAUUCUGAAAGGCUUAACCUGUUGCAGGAGAAAGAAGACCUGCUUGCAUUCCAAAGGAAGGUCUCUAAUGAGAAAGAUGAACUCUUCAGAGAGCUACAAGAGACAAAGGAGAAGCUUCAUGUCUCGACUGAACAGCUGUCGGCUUCUCAUGAAAACUACAAGGUCGCAUUAUCUUCUUUUGAGCAGGAGAAACAAGCAUUGCGUCAUCAGAACUCCGAUGCUGAGAUGGCGCUGCAUGACUUGCGUAAAGAAAAGAUGAGCCUGGAUUCAGCUCUUGAGCAGCAGAAAAUGGAUUUUGAGCGUUUGGCAGAAGAGAAGGUAGAGUUGGAUGCAAAGUACACCAAAGCCAUAUCUGAGAAAGAGACUCUUUCUCUGGAGCGUGACAAGCUCGCUGGUGAUAAUCGAACAACUAGGGACCAAUUAGAUGGUUGCAGCCGAACCAAUGCUGCUCUUCUUCAAGAGAAGAGUCAUCUGGAAACAAAGCUUGAGGAAACUAAGCACCAAAACAAUGAGGUAGAAGCUAAGAUGACUAUUCUGGAACGGGAAAAGGCUGACCUACAGAGCAAGCUGCAGAAACGUUACUCUACUAUCGAAAUUCUGGAAAAGGCCAAAGUUGAACUUGUUGAUGAGCAUAAUAAAGUAAAAAUGGAGUUUGAGAAGUCCAGCUUAGAGCUUAGCCAGCAGGUAGAUGACCUUAAAAAUGAUUAUCACCAUCUUCAAUCUCUGCAGGCCAAAGCUGAGCAGAAGGUGCAGUCUUUGCAGAAUGAGAACCAGGUUCUGUUGCAGCAGGUCUGGCAGUUAAAAAAUGAGAUAGCAUCUGUGUCGGAGGAAAAGAACCUCCUUGACACAAAGCUAGAAGCUGAAAACUGUGAAAUCACCAAAGCAAAGGCUGACAAAGAUGGUUUAUCCAAACAAAUUGAGGAACUUCAGAAAACUUUGUCAAAAGUAACGCAGGAAAAUGAAGACAUUUCUUUCAACCUUAAAGAUGCUGGUGAACAAAAUAAGUCUUUUAAAGCAGAUGUUGAAGCUCUGAAAGAACAACUAAAGCAGCAAGAGCAGGAAAACCAUCAAUUGGGGCAAGAUAAGGAAUGGCUUUCAUCUAAGCUUGAGGAAAUGGACAAGCAGAUGGCUUUGUUGACCUCAGUGAAGGAAGAGCUGUUAGUUAGUCAGUCUAAAUUGAAGCAGGAAAUUUCCUCUCUUUGCGCCAAACAGGAAACGUUGCUCGCUGAACAGUCAGGGCUUCUGAAAAAGGUUGAGGGUUUGCAAGCAAGCAACACACAGCUGGAGGCUGACGUCCAGGCCCAACAAACUGAGAAGGAAAGUUUGGAAAAACAAUACAAGAACGCUCUCGAGGAGGUGUCCGCGUCCGCUGUUUUGAAAGAAGAAAUAAGCUGCAGCGUUACACAGCUCUCAGCUCAGAAGGAUGCCCUGCAGGCUGAGAGGGAUGAAGCCGUCCAGCGAGUUGGGGGGCUCGAGUUGCAACUAAAAAAUGCUUUUUCUAAGCAGCUUGAGGCUAAAGAGGUUUCUGAUAAAACCACUGAGGCUCUCAAGCAGCUCACAAAUGAAAAAGAAGUUCUACUGAAGGAGAGGAAAGCAGCUCAGUCUUUGCUGGAAGAGCUCAGACGCUCCAAGGAGGAAGUUCAGACUCAGCUGGAAACCCUGAGGAAAGAGAGUUCAAAGUAUCAAGAAGACCUUAAAACAUCCAAAGAGCAACUUUGCACAGAAACGCAGAGGACAAAGAGUCUUUGCCAGGAAAUUGAGGAGCUUAAAGAAGCAGCAUCUGUGAAGUCACAGUCCCUGCAGAUGAUUCAAGAUGAAAAGAACAGGCUGUCUCAGGAGCUGGAGAACAAUCACAAAGACCAGGGUGAUCUCGAGAUGUUAACAGACGAGCACUCAAUACUGAAAAAAGAGUUGGAAGAGCUGAAAGAAAGCCUGCCAAAUAAUGCCUUCAGUGAAAUUACUCUGAAGGAGCAGCUGAGUAGAGAGAAGGCCGCUCUCCAGCUGUCCAUUCAUAAAAACAGUGCCUUAGUAGCAGAAAGGGACCAGCAGGUGGAGACUCUAAAGAGUGAGCUGGUUACAGUGCGUGAAGAAAGUGCCUCCAUUAAGAUGCUGCAGAAUACAGUUCAGGCUUUGGAGCAGGAUAAAGCUAAUCUACAGGAUCUCGUAAAGAGACUGGAGAAGGACCUUAGAACCAGGCCUGAUAAUAUUAACCAGACCUCAGGGGAUGCCGUUUUGGACCAACUGAGAGAAGAUAAGGAGACUGCAGAGAGUCAGGAAACGGUUGAGUUCUUGAAUUCGGUUAUUGUCGACCUCCAGAGGAAAAAUGAAGAACUCAAAGACAAAUUGGAGAAAAUGGCAGCUGCUGCUCUCAAUGGGAAUAAUCCAAGUGAAAUGGAUAAUGACUAUGACAAGCAGCCAGCGAAGAAGAAACCACCUCCGAGGAAGUUCUGCGACAUUUGCGACUGCUUCGAUCUCCACGAAACGGAGGACUGCCCCCUACAAGAGCAGAUACCGGACUCCCCUCAACACACCACCUACCGUGGCAGUAAGAGUGAAGAGCGGCCCUACUGCGACACCUGUGAGGUCUUUGGCCACUGGACCGACUCCUGUACCGAUGACCAGACCUUUUAAAGCCUUCUUAAAACCAUCGUUCGCACAAUCAGUAUAUUUGCACAUUGAUUGGUUGAUUGUUGAUUGCUCCAUUCUUUUCGGGUCUUAGCUUGUGUAUAUUUCUCAUGCUUGUUUUGGCCAAGCAUAAUCAUUAUCCACACUAGCCCUUAAGAAGCCCAGCAGCGUAUUACACAGAAGGUUCCAGCUGUUUGACUGUAACUGACUCUGGGGGAAAUGUUUAGUAUACUGGUUUUGAGUAAGUAAGGGGACACAGUGAUCUUCGGAUCAGUUCAUUUAUCAGUAUCCUACCAUUGUUUGCACAGAUUGUCAGGGGCUACAGAGAUAAUAUAGUAUCUUAAACAGCGUGUAUUUGAAACUGUAAAAUACUUGAUUGAAAACAGUUUUGAGCAAAAAAUGAAGAGUUAUAUUUUAUUUUUUUAAUGCCUGGACAUAGUAUGUACUCUUUAAAAGGUUUGUUAAUGUAACUUUGUGAUGGGGACAGUCUGGAGUGAAGCAGUAAAACCCAGAGCUCUUUGGCUCUAAAGAGUUUAACUUUAUAUGGUCCUUUUGAAAUGGAUGCUGGGAGAUUUGAGAUUCUCACCUACUGUAAAGCCUCGGUUCCUGUUAAUAUGGCCUUUACAGGACGUUUCUUAUUGAUGAAGCUGAUUUCCUUUUGCAUCAAUGAAUACUUUGACAUCAUUUUCAAUAAGUUUUAAAUAUUUGUGUGAAAAUAAAGUUUAUGGAUGAAUAAAUAAA
Messenger RNA from Girardinichthys multiradiatus, 7831 nucleotides. It is a transcript of the gene clip1a, whose product is annotated as CAP-GLY domain containing linker protein 1a. The transcript is spliced from 28 exons. Gene Ontology annotation, molecular function: microtubule plus-end binding. The record is from RefSeq and is a predicted model, not a curated record. Gene Ontology annotation, cellular component: nucleus; cytoplasm; microtubule plus-end. Bases 389 to 7096 code for a protein of 2235 amino acids. Gene Ontology annotation, biological process: positive regulation of microtubule polymerization; cytoplasmic microtubule organization. NCBI's taxonomy places the organism in Eukaryota, Metazoa, Chordata, Actinopteri, Cyprinodontiformes, Goodeidae.